AUGAGAAACAGUCGCGUACUUCUAAGUAUUCUCGUAACGUUCUCAUUGACUGUGAUAUGUUGCCAUGCAAAUACGUUUGUACAUAUACUCUUAGAAGAAGACGAUGGAAGACCAACUACAAGGGUAGACAUCAUCUCACUAGAGCAGCUUAAAGAACUUCGUGUUCCGUUAGGUACUGUUAUGAAACAUUCCGAUGUUUACAGUUUCAUGGAAACGUCUGAUGCUUGGUACAAGAUACUCGCUUCGUUUUCAUGUAUUCACAUUAUGUUUCUAUCGCUUCAGCUUAUGUACAAGACUAUCAUAACUACUUUCGCCCUGACGAGAUUGUUUGGAAAGAUGGCAGUCGAACAAAGAUAA
Messenger RNA from Auanema sp. JU1783, 357 nucleotides. Lineage: Eukaryota; Metazoa; Nematoda; Chromadorea; Rhabditida; Rhabditidae. The record is from the annotation of a GenBank genome assembly.